CUCUCCUGCAACCAACCAACCAACCCCCUCUUUUAGCUGAACACAUCGAUACGCGAGGAGCUCUCGUGCAUCUGGCGCCGGUGCGCAACGAUCCUCGCUGAUUCCUCUCAAUUAAAGCAGCAGCAGUGGCAGCAAGCAGCAGCAUCAUCAUCAGCAGCAUCAGCAAACAGCAUCAUCAGCAGCAGCAUCAUCAGCAGCAAUCAUCAUCAUCAGCAGCAGCAGCAUCAGCAAGCAGCAGCAUCAUCAUCAUCAGCAAGCAGCAUCAGCAUCAGCAGCGCUCCGAGCCGACUAUGGGCACCGCAGCAGCGCACGGAGCUGCCGCGCGCAUGGCGGCGGAGGCGGAGACGCUGGAUUUGACGCACAUCGCUAAGCAUUGAUAGUGGGGGGCGCGAGGGAUUGGUGGGGGUGCGGCGGCGGGGGGUGUGGGGGGGGCGUAAAGGUGGGUUCACAGAUCGCGUCUCGCACCGCACCUGGCGAGAAAAGAGCUCUCCGUGUCUCUCAAUCUCUCUCCGUCCGUCCCCCGUCUAUCCGUGUCCCCGUGUCUGUGUCUCAGUGUCCCCACCCCCGCCCCCCCCCCCCCCCGUGUCUGUAUUGGGCUCAGCCUCUUGUCUCAGUUUCUCUACGUCUUCCCUGUGCGGUAUAUAUCCAUCUGCGUGCGUCUCUCUCUCUCUCUCUCCAAUGCUGGCUCUCUCUUGCUUUCUCCCUCUCUCUCUCUCUCUCGCUAUCUUGCUCUCUCUCGCUCUCCCAUCUCUCCAGCGUCGUCGAUCCAAUGAAAGCGACGCGCUCCUAACGAACGCCCGGAAAACAUCGGUCUCAUCGAUUCCACGAGAGGAGACGAUCACGCGAUCAGGCUGCGACAUUCCCCGUGUAUCACGCGCAGUGUUUAUCAUUACACUUACUAUUUACAUUCAUCAGCACCACCGUCACCAUCAUCUUCGAUAUUGUUUACCAACGGCUCUAUCAUCUUCACCAUCAUCAGCAUCAUCUUAAUCAACAUCAGCAUUAACAGCUGCAGCAACACUACAAACGAUAUCAUAGUUAUUAUCCACACACACUUUUACCAUAAACAACACCGGCAUCACAAUCAGCAGCAGGAUCAUCUAAGUCAACAUCAUCCAAAUCUGCAGCAGCACCACCAUCGCCACGAUCAUUGUUUUUUUUAAUAUACAUUCUCCAUCACCAUAAGCAGCAGCUAUAAAAUCACUACCACCAGCGGCAUCAUCAUCUAACAUCUUCAGCACAGCAUCAUCAUCAUCGGUGGGCAUGCAGAAGCUAUUGCAUUACAAUGACGAGCAUAUCAUGCACGUGGCACGGGUGGCGCGCGUCGAGGGCUCGCGCCGCGGCUAUCUCCGCGUCCGCCUCGCCGCCGGCGUCGGACCCGCGCUGCCCGCGCUGCCGCCACUGCCCGGACUGCCCGGGGUCUCGGCCGGCGGGCCCGGUGGCCCGGGUGGGCCAGGCGGGCCCUUGGGAGCACCCGACGGGACGUGCCCGCAGCAGGGCCCGCGGCCGUGGCGCGCGGCGUGGUGCGCGCUCCACCAGAAUCUGCUCUUCUGCUUCGAGAGCGAGGGCAGCGCGCGGCCUCACUCCGUCUUCCUCCUGGAGGGCUCCGCGUGCGAGCGGACUCAGCGCCCGGGCCACGAGGAGGAGCAGGAGGAGGAAGACGGUCAGCUGGAGCUGGUGGUUCGGUUCGGGCCCGACGGCCAGGGCGCACUGCACCUGCGGGCCCUGGACGAGGGAGACCGGGACGCGUGGGUGGCUGCCAUCUCGCGGUGCAGCUACGAGUCGGUACGUGCGGAGCGGGACCGCGCGCUCCACAAGUACCAGCGGCUGCUGCGCCUCGCUGAGGCCGAGAAGGCCCUCGGGGCGAGCAUCCACGAGCACCUGGACGAGCAGGAGAGCGAGGCCGACAAGCUGAGGGCCGAGGUGAGGGAGGUGGUGAGCCUCAACAGGAGCAAGGAGCGCUUGUACGCGGUCGGUGAGGACAGCGACGAUGAGGAUGAAGACCCCGACAUCCGGAAGAUCAAGAAGGUCCAGAGCUUCCUGCGCGGUUGGCUGUGCCGGCGCAAGUGGAAGGCGAUCGUGCAGGACUACAUCCGCUCCCCGCAGGCCGAGUCGCGGCGCAAGCGCAACCAGCUGGUGUUCUCCAUGCUGGAGGCCGAGGGCGAGUACGUGGCGCAGCUGCGCGUCCUGGUCACGGGCUUCCUGCGCCCGCUGCGCAUGGCCGCCAGCUCCAAGCGCCCGCCCAUCUGCCACGACGACGUCAGCGCCGUCUUCCUCAACAGCGAGACCAUCAUGUUCCUGCAUCAGAUCUUCCACCAGGGCCUGAAGGCUCGCAUCGCCAGCUGGCCCACCAUUGUCCUAGCGGACCUGUUUGACAUGCUGCUGCCCAUGCUGAACAUCUACCAGGAGUUUGUGCGGAACCACCAGUUCAGCCUGCAGGUGCUCGCCAACUGCAAGCAGAACCGCGAGUUCGACAAGCUGCUCAAGCAGUACGAGAGCCGCGCCGAGUGCGAGGAGCGGACCCUGGAGACUUUCCUCACCUUCCCCAUGUACCAGAUCCCGCGCUACAUCGUGACGCUGCACGAGCUGCUGGCGCACACCCCGCAGGAGCAUGUGGAGCGCCGGAGCCUUGAGUUCGCCAAGUCCAAGCUGGAGGAACUGUCCAGGAUCAUCCACGACGAGGUGAGCGAGACGGAAAACAUCCGCAAGAACCUCGCCAUCGAGCGCAUGAUCGUGGAGGGCUGUGGCAUCCUGCUGGACACGAGCCAGACCUUCGUGAGGCAGGGCUCCCUGCUGCAGGUGUCCACCGCCGAGAAGGGCCGCAUGAGCCGAGGGCGCCUGGGGUCGCUCACGUCGAAGAAGGAGGGCGAGCGGCAGUGCUUCCUCUUCACCAAGCACCUCAUCAUCUGCACGCGCGCUUCCGGGGGCAAGCUGCACCUUAACAAGAACGGGGGGGUGCUCCCCCUGCUGAAUUGCACUCUCCUGGAGGAUCUGGAACCUGCAGAUGAUGAGGCGCGCAGUGCGGUGCAGGACCUGGAAUUCCGCUUGGCCAUCGAGGCCGGAGACACCCCGCCCUGCAUCGUGCUCGUCGCUGCGUCCAGGCAGCAGAAGGCAGCAUGGACCAGCGACAUCAGCCAGUGCAUCGAUAACCUGCGCUGCAACGGCCUCAUGAUGAACGUGUUUGAGGAUAACUCCAAGAUCUCCGUGCCGCAGAUGGUCAGGUCGGACCGCAGCCUGUACUGCGACGGCGCCGACAUCCGCUUCAGCCGAACGCUCGACUCGUGCAAGGUGCCCGUGAUCCGCGCGGCGAGCGUGAGCCGCCUGCUCGAGCGCCUCACCGACCCUCGCUUCCUCAGCAUCGACUUCCUCAACACCUUCCUCUACUCGUACCGCGUGUUCACCACGGCCACCGCGCUGCUCGCCCGCCUCGCCGCGGGCUACCGUCGCCCGCUCAGCGCCGUGCCCGCCAGCUCGCUGGAGCUGUUCUUCUCGAGCAGCCUGCCUGGACGCCCGCACUACGGCGAGCCCCCCAAAUCUCCCCGCGCUUGCCGCAAGUUCUCCACUCCCCUCUCCCCGACGUCCCCUCCGGGCGCCGUCAUCGCCGCCAUCGCCACGUCUCCCCCGCCCGGGACGAGUGGCGGCAGCGGCGGCGCCGUCAUCGUCGGCGUGAGCGUCAGCGUCAGCGAGGCCCCCGUGGCCAGCGACACCGACGCGGACGCCUCCCCCCUUGCCGCCGCCCCCGCCGCAGCUGGCGCUGCCGUCUCCGAGCCGGCGUCGCCGCUCACGUCCCCCACGUGCCUCCCGGCCCCCGGCGCCAUCGCGGGGGUCCCCUCGCCAUUCCGCGGGCGCCGGAAGAUGUCGCUGAACGCGCCUCUCAUCCACGAGCCGCCGGUGCACGCCGCCCUCCCCCGCGGUGCCGAUGAUGCCGCUGCUUCCUCGGCCGGAUCGCCCGACGGACGAGGAGGCUCCGGAGGAGGUGGUGAUGCUCGGAGGUCGCCCCUGGAUGCUGAGCAGCACGAGACGGGACCUCUGCGGUCCCCCAGCACCCCGCGCCACCGCUCCUUCCGCCACUCGGAGUUCCCCCUCUUCCAUGUGGGAUCGACAGCCGAGGUCGGGGGCGAGACGCAGGAGAAGAUCCGACGGCUCUCCCUGGCUGGUUUCUCCAUCGCCGAGCACCGCAUGCUCGACAAAGAGUUCAUCAUCCGGCGUGCGGUCACCAACCGCGUUCUCAACGUCCUGCGCCACUGGGUGUCCAAGCACUCGCAGGACUUUGAGUCGGACUCGGAUCUUAAGUCGGCCGUGGUUCGGCUCCUGGAGGAGAUCUCUCGCGACACGGAGCUCAUCGGCCAGGAGCGCAAGGCAGCUGCCAACAUCCUGAGAACCCUGACGCAAGAGGAGUCGGAGGACAUCCCAAUGACAGUGGAGCAACUCGCACUCACGUGCGAGGGCCAGCGCAGCGAGGCCUUCGAGUCGUUCACUGCGAUGGAGCUCGCGGAGCAGCUCACCCUGCUCGACCACCUCGUGUUCCGCAGCAUCCCCUACGAGGAGUUCUUUGGCCAGGGCUGGAUGAAGCUGGACAAACACGAGCGAGCGCCGCACAUCAUGAGGACAAGCAAGCACUUCAACGAGAUGAGCAACCUGGUGGCGUCGGAGGUCGUGCGCCGGGCGGAGGUGGCAUCGCGCGCCGCCGCCAUCGAGAAGUGGGUCGCCGUCGCAGACGUCUGCCGCUGCCUCAACAACUACAACGGCGUGCUGGAGAUCCACUCGGCCCUGAACCGCACCGCCGUGUUCCGCCUCAAGAAGACGUGGCUCAAAGUCUCCAAACAGACUAAAACCCUGUUUGAGAAGAUGCAGAAGGCGCUGUCGUCCGAAGGGCGAUUCAAGAACCUGCGGGAGAUGCUGAAGAGCUGCGACCCGCCGUGCGUGCCCUACCUGGGGAUGUACCUCACCGACCUCGCCUUCAUCGAGGAGGCGACCCCAAACCUCACCGACGACUGCCUCGUCAAUUUCUCCAAGAUGCGCAUGAUCACCCACAUCCUGCGCGAGGUGCGACAGUUCCAGCAGACGCCGUACAAGCUUGAGCCGGACCCCAGGACGCUGCAGUACCUGCUGGAGCGCUCGAUGCUUCUGGACGACGACAGCCUCUACGAGCUCUCGCUGCAGCUCGAGCCGCGCCUGCCCACGUGAGGGGGGAACC
Messenger RNA from Petromyzon marinus (sea lamprey), 5197 nucleotides. NCBI's taxonomy places the organism in Eukaryota, Metazoa, Chordata, Hyperoartia, Petromyzontiformes, Petromyzontidae. The record is from RefSeq and is a predicted model, not a curated record.